UGGGGGAGGGGCGGAGGGCGCGUGUGACCCUUGAGUUCUGCUUUCUGAGGUUUUCCACGCCUCUGCUGGCUACAUGUGUUUUCCUCGGGCAGUCGCUGUUUUUGCCGAUUCCACGUGGCUGACAUUCUGUGCAACCUAGAACAAAGGUGUACAAAGGUGUUGGAGGGGGAAGAGGCGGGAUCUCGGGAUUUCGAAGGAGUAAGGGGGAGCGGAGCCUCGAAAUGAAUUACCGGGUUGUUUCUGAGAACCACAUGGGUGUGGCCUUAGGAGAAAGCAAGUGGGGCAUUUGCCCUCUGGAGUCAGGAUGACACGGUCCCUCCAAAUACCAGAGUUUGUGUUCGCUCCCUGCAUCAGUUCUGUGAAACGUUACCUCUGGGCUAGUUGGCCCCGGGGUCUCGGACGCCCGUCUCCUGAGUGCCGAGAAGGCCCAGCCCCCGGGCAGCUAGCUCGUGUUCUGUCUCCCAACCACCACCCAGCAAAAAUUCUGUCUGGCGGAGCCUGCUGUCCCUUCAGGCAGCCACCUGGAAUACCGCGGGCUUCACCCGAACUAUUGGCAUGUCGCGAGGGAAGGAUUUUUCUCCUCCAUCCCUGGCGCGCCUUCUCGCAGUUGUCCGAUGUAUUCCUCUUUCAUGUUUUAUCAUUAAAAUCCUCAAGCGUGGCCAGGAACUAGCCAGAAGUUUCACACUUGUAACAUUUUGCCAUGUUUGCUUUUUUUUUUUCCUUAAGAUUGUAUUUAUGUAUUCAUGAGAGACACGGGCAGAGGGGGAACCAGGCUCCCACUGGGGAUCCCAAGACGCCGGGGUCACGCCCUGAGCCUAAGGCAGACGCACAACCGCUCAGCCACCCAGGUGUCCCGUGUUUGCUUUGUGCUUUGUGUGUGUGUGUUGAAAGCACGUUUUGAAUCUCACCCAAUAUCGUUAAUACUUUAUCUCCAAAAUGAUGCUGUCUCCUGUGUGCUUUGUGUUUGUAGAGCCGGAGUCCUCUCCAAAAUGUCUUCCUCUGCUGAUUUGUUCCACAGCGGUUGCAGUAAAGGGUCCCUGGUUGUUGUGUAUCUUCAAGCUGAGGGACCACCCACUACCACUCCCAUCUUGGUGGUUCUCCCAGGAGUCACAGGCCCCCACCGUUCCUGUCCUUGCUCCUGUGGCCACACCCCUCCGGGCUUCCUACAGUUCCCUGCAGGGGACAGCUGUGAUGAUGGCCGAGAGAGCCCUGGCGCCUACCCAGAUAGGGCGGGGGGACCGUUACUACACAUACACCGAGCUCCUGGCCAUCUCGCGGCGCUUCAAGCAGAACCCCAAUGAGCUCAUGAUCACCUGGAUCCUGCGGGUGUAUGACCAGGGAGGCCCAGCCCUGUCCCUGAAUUCUGGAGAGCUGGCCCUGCUGGGUGACCUGACCAGCGAUGCCAUCUUCAACUACCGCUGUAAGACCCUGCGGGGUGGCUGCAAGACGCUGCUCACCUGGCUGCUGCUGGCCUGGCGCCAGCGCUGGGAAUCCUUCCUGCACUUCGAGGCCACCGAGCUGCCCUUCCGCCCCUGGACCACCAUGGAGGAGGGCAUCCAGCUAGUGAGGGAGCUGGGCAUGCUUGACUGGAUCUACCGUGAGCCACCGUCCCCUCCUGCAGCAUAUCAGGGGCCCAGGCCUGCGCCCGAGGAUGUGCCCUUCACACAGGGCCUCCAGCGGCGCCUGCUGACAGCUGCACCCUCUGAGCUGCGGCUCUCACUGGUCAGCCUGCUGGUCAAGGGCAUGACUGUGCUGGAGGCGGUGAUGGAGAUCCAGACCAUCGCCGAUGUGGGCCUGCUCUGGCGCCAGAGCCAGCCAGGCCGAGCCAAGCUCAUGUUGGGGCCCAACCCAACACGCAAAGAUCUCAUGGGCUGGCUGCUGAGCCAUGGCGUGCCCAAGGAGAGGGUGGACAAGCAGCCCACCAAGGUCCUUCUGGAGCUGUAUAUUAAAGAGGCCAAGCGCAGCCGCAGCCACCCUGCCUACAUGCUGGGGGAGGAGCAGCCCCCACCACCACCCUACUCAGACCAGGCCUGUGGGGAGGAACCACCUGUGCCCGUAUGUCAUGACUAGGCCUCCCAGGCCUGGUCUUCCAGAUGGUUCAAUUCCAGGGGAGACACAGUCUGAGCCAGUGCCUCCCAAGCACCCGCAGCAUGGACUGAGGACUGGCCCAUCUGCCUGUUCUCCAGCUUCCCUGGGGCAAACCGCCCCAUUACUGUAUUUGAGGUUCCCAGAAGAAAAGAAUGUUCUUGCCUCCUGGCCACCCUAUAGGUGUCUCCAGCCAGAGCAUUGGAGGCCAGCAAGCUAGCUGGUGGCCCUGGGCUGGGUGCCUUAUUUCCCCAGGGCACAACCUGCUCACCUGCUCUGUUGAGGUCUGGUACAUUUCAAUUUCAGCCUGAUUAAUUGGCACACAGGGUGGGCACCCAGCCCUCUGCCACACGGGCCCCCAAAGCACUACAGGCCAAGUGGGGAGACCCCACAGCCCAUGACAUGAAAGCACCUUGAAAUUUGCACCCUUUUUCUUAAGGUAUUUUUAAAUGCAGUGUUUUUAUCUAAUAAUUUAAGCAUAUGCAACACUUUGGUUUUAACGGAUGCUUUGUUCUCUUGGAAUGGCGUUUCUCUUAAGACUUUUUUUUCCGAUUCCUUUCCCUUUUUUUUUUUUAAUUUUUUUUUUAAUUUUAUUUAUUUAUGAUAGGCACACAGUGAAAGAAAGAGAGAGGCAGAGACAUAGGCAGAGGGAGAAGCAGGCUCCAUGCACCAGGAGCCCGACGUGGGAUUCGAUCCCGGGUCUCCAGGAUCGCGCCCUGGGCCAAAGGCAGGCACCAAACCACUGCACCACCCAGGGAUCCCUCCUUUCCCUUUUUUUUUUUUUUUUUGUUUUGUUUUUGUUUUUUUUUUUUAUUUAUGAUAGUCACAGAGAGAGAGAGGCAGAGACACAGGCAGAGGGAGAAGCAGGCUCCAUGCACCGGGAGCCCAAUGUGGGAUUCGAUCCCGGGCCUCCAGGAUCGCGCCCUGGGCCAAAGGCAGGCGCCAAACCGCUGCGCCACCCAGGGAUCCCCCUCCUUUCCCUUUUAAAGUGGACUUUUGCUGUUUGCCCACCUGGAGAGGGGGCAACCAGCCCCAUCUGAUUUCUCUAAGUGGAUGUGUGACCUCUGACCAGCCAGUGUCUGUCACAACUGGGUUAAAAGUGUCAGCAUCAAGAAUCAGGUUCAUGACAGAUGGCCACCAUGGCAGGCCAUGCUAGGCACAUUGCACUAAUUAAAAAGCGUGAGCAUU
Nyctereutes procyonoides (raccoon dog) is the source of this 3273-nucleotide messenger RNA. RefSeq names its product Friend virus susceptibility protein 1-like. NCBI's taxonomy places the organism in Eukaryota, Metazoa, Chordata, Mammalia, Carnivora, Canidae. The record is from RefSeq and is a predicted model, not a curated record. The transcript has 4 exons. Bases 937 to 2070 code for a protein of 377 amino acids.